AUGAACAUCGCGGACUUCGAGGAAUUUACAGGGUUCGAGGGUGGGGCAUCCACGGCCUACUCGUCGCCCAGCGCCCCUUCAGUCUUCGACAUGCCAAGUGGAUCCCACAACAUUGGUACUGUUUCACCGCAGGACCUCUUAAUUCAGGAUCCAUACAUGUCUGCGCCGAAUUCAACGGCAUUCACCGCCUUGACGUCGCCUUCGCCAUUCGAAUCGCCAGAAUAUAUUGAUGGCUACGAAGUGUCGCCAAACUUUGGGGGCUCAGGAGAAUUUGAUGUGGCUAGCAGCCAGUGGUUCUCCCUUUUCCCCGACCAGAACGCGAGCGUCGAGACACAGGGGGCCGAACAGCAGCUUGAGCACAAGGCUCAGGACAGCUUGGCAAGCGAGUCCCCCCGCCGUAAGUCGAGUGGCUCGCCUGCUACUGGGCGGCACUCGUCGGUGGCUGGCGUCAACGCGAGAAAGCGAGACAAGCCUCUGCCACCCAUCGUUGUUGAUAAUCCGGAUGACGUUGUAGCGAUGAAGCGCGCUCGCAACACUCUGGCAGCCCGUAAGUCUAGGGAGCGUAAAAUGCAGCGGUUCGAGGAUCUGGAGGAGAAGAUUCGCAAGUUGGAGGCGGAACGUGAUCACUGGAAGACGAUGGCUUUGGGUCAGUCGACCACCGACUAA
Messenger RNA from Verticillium nonalfalfae, 666 nucleotides. RefSeq lists its product as uncharacterized. The coding region runs from base 1 to 666 and encodes 221 amino acids. The transcript is spliced from 2 exons. The record is from RefSeq and is a predicted model, not a curated record. Gene Ontology annotation, cellular component: transcription regulator complex. Gene Ontology annotation, molecular function: RNA polymerase II cis-regulatory region sequence-specific DNA binding; DNA-binding transcription factor activity, RNA polymerase II-specific. Gene Ontology annotation, biological process: positive regulation of cellular response to amino acid starvation. NCBI's taxonomy places the organism in Eukaryota, Fungi, Ascomycota, Sordariomycetes, Glomerellales, Plectosphaerellaceae.